UCCUUUCCCGCCACACGAUUUUCCGUUUCGUUCCGUUGUGAAUGCCGCAACCUGUCCUGGUGACAGGAGAACAAUAUUGGUGAACGUCGCAGUAGGUGUCCGAGUGCUCCGUGUGCCCCUGAAAGCGGGUGGGAGCGGAAACCCGGGCGGCCUCGGCCUCCGACGAUAGCGCGCUAUCUGCCGCUGCGGCGCGGGUCUGGGCUAUUUCUGGCCCGGCCGCGGCACUGUGGUGGGUGCGGGCGUGCCGGGACCCUGCGGGGGCGGGGCGGCCUCAUGGGUCGGCUCUCCCUCCUACGCCUCUCGCUCCAGAGCAAGCCGGGCCGCCGUCCUCUCGCCAUGGGCUCUGGGCCGCGCGGGGCGCUGAGCUUACUGCUCUUGCUGCUGGCGCCGCCGAGCCGCCCGGCCGCAGGUUGCCCGGCGCCCUGUAGCUGCGCGGGGACGCUAGUGGACUGCGGGCGCCGCGGGCUGACUUGGGCCUCGCUGCCGACCGCCUUCCCUGUCGACACAACCGAGCUGGUGCUGACCGGCAACAACCUGACGGCGCUGCCGCCGGGGCUGCUGGACGCGCUGCCCGCGCUGCGCGCCGCACACCUGGGCGCCAACCCCUGGCGCUGCGACUGCCACCUGGUUCCGCUGCGCGCCUGGCUGGCCGGCCGCCCCGAGCGUGCCCCCUACCGCGACCUGCGCUGCGUGGCGCCCCCAGCGCUGCGCGGCCGCCUGCUGCCCUACCUGGCGGAGGACGAGCUGCGCGCCGCUUGCGCUCCCGGCUCGCUCUGCUCGGGGGCGCUGGCGGCGCAGCUCGCGCUGCUGGGCCUGGGGCUGCUGCACGCGCUGCUGCUGGCGCUGCUCCUGUGCCGCCUGCGGAGGCUGCGCAUCCGCGCUCGCGCCGCGUCCCCGCUGUCGCUGACCGUCCCGCUGGUGGACGAGUCGGCUGGAACCGGCGCGUCCUGAGGACAGACCCGGCGCUGAGCAACGCGGGCCUGCAAACUCGACAGGACCCUGCCCAAGGAGCCCUCGCGCCAACCUGGACCCGCCUCGGCCUCCUCCGCUGCCCAAUCCCUCAGACCCGCCCCACCUGCAGGCCCAGACCCACGUGGGGCAGAACUCCUGCCCACUUUACCCCGAGGGAGGCGAACCCGCACCUCCAGGCUUCGGAGGACCGUGGGGCACAAUGCGGUCCAGACCCUGGUUCUUCCUCCAAACUCUGGUGCUGAAUAAAUCCUUCUGAUCGGG
Messenger RNA from Saimiri boliviensis boliviensis (Bolivian squirrel monkey), 1233 nucleotides. It is a transcript of the gene GP1BB, whose product is annotated as glycoprotein Ib platelet subunit beta. The record is from RefSeq and is a predicted model, not a curated record. Lineage: Eukaryota; Metazoa; Chordata; Mammalia; Primates; Cebidae.